This is a messenger RNA of Pistacia vera, 1405 nucleotides long. RefSeq names its product ornithine decarboxylase-like. The transcript has a single exon. The coding region runs from base 75 to 1301 and encodes 408 amino acids. Gene Ontology annotation, cellular component: cytoplasm. Gene Ontology annotation, molecular function: ornithine decarboxylase activity. The record is from RefSeq and is a predicted model, not a curated record. NCBI's taxonomy places the organism in Eukaryota, Viridiplantae, Streptophyta, Magnoliopsida, Sapindales, Anacardiaceae.
AACCUAUCCCAAUAAACCCAUCUUCUAAUUCGUCCAUUUUCAUUAUCUUCAGUUCUUUGAGUCCAUUUGCCAUUAUGGGUUCUUUCCCUACUAUUACCAUUCAAACCAUUUUGGGAGCACCAGGGGUAAAGGAUAACAAUCUCAAGGUGCUAACAAAAACAAAAAAUGGUGGAUUGACUGAAUGCAUGAAGUCAAUCAUUUAUAAAGAAGAUGUGAAAGAAGCCUUUUACCUUCUUGAUUUAGAUGUUGUCAUGUCUCUCUAUGACAAAUGGACUGCCAAUCUUCCCAUGAUUCAACCAUUCUACGCCAUUAAAUCUAACCCUGAGAAAUCUCUCAUCGGCACACUCAACGUGCUUGGCGCAAACUUUGAUUGCGCAAGCAAAGCCGAGAUUGAAACCGUUUUGUCACUUGGCGUUUCACCAGAUCGCAUCAUCUUUGCAAACACUUGCAAAUUAGAGUCUCACAUUAAGUUCGCUGCAAGCGUUGGCGUUAAUUUAACAACGUUUGAUUCCAUCGGUGAACUCAACAAGAUCCACAAGUGGCAUCCCAAAUGUGACUUGAUAAUUCGAAUCAAAGCUCCAGACGAUAGCAAAUCAAGACGACCAUUGGGUUCCAAAUUCGGUGCACUUCCCACGGAAGUGUCACCUAUGCUUCAAGCUGCCAAAUCUCUACACCUUAAUGUAAUCGGUGUUUCAUUUCAUGUCGGAAGCGCAACCAAUGAUGGCGACGCUUUUAUUAAAGCCAUUUCAGCUUCUAAAACCGUUUUCGACACCGCGGCACAGUUAGGCAUGCCUAAAAUGCGUGUACUAGACAUCGGUGGUGGCUUUCUCGCUAACUCGCUAUUUGAAGACGUUGCCACAGCUGUGAAAACUGGGCUUGAAGCACAUUUUCCCAACGAGCCAGGGCUGAAUAUUAUUUCAGAGCCGGGACGUUUCUUCGCUGAAACAACGGUGACACUUGCCGCCAACAUUAUAGGGAAACGUACUCGUGGUGAAGUUAGGGAGUAUUGGAUUAACGAUGGAACUUACGGAACGUUUCACUGUGUUAUACGAGAUGCUCUUAAUGAACCACUCGUUUGCAAGCCUCUAUCUUGCAAAGGAUUGAAGACUUACAGUUCCAAUUUGUUUGGGCCGACAUGUGAUUCUCAGGACGUCGUUUUGAGGGAAUAUCAGCUGCCGGAACUUGAGGUGAAUGACUGGCUUGUGUUCCCCAACAUGGGGGCUUAUACUUAUGCUUUUGGAUCCAGUUUUAAUGGGUUUAAAACUUCUGACAAUUUGUUUUAUCUUGUCACCUCCAGUUGAAUCAUUAUUUACGUGUUCAAUGUUGUGAUUCAGAACUCUAAUUAAAAUUAGGAUUUAUGUAUGAGUAAAUCGUUUCCAAUAAUAAUUUCUUUGUUUUCUUUUCA